Messenger RNA from Gongylonema pulchrum, 282 nucleotides. The record is from the annotation of a GenBank genome assembly. Lineage: Eukaryota; Metazoa; Nematoda; Chromadorea; Rhabditida; Gongylonematidae.
GAAGAUUUCCUUCGGCUGACAAAAGAAGAUAUGGUGCUCGCUCAAUAUGAGAACUAUUCGAGCUUCUUCACAUGCAAAUAUUAUCCACCGACUGAAUAUGAUGUUUCACAAUGUGGAUGGGCUGCAGAAGACGCAUCAUUUAUGAUAAGAUAUCACCGCAGACGAAUCGGCACGCUACACUGCGCAUCACGCUUUGAAAUGGUUAUCAACUGUCGUGCUUUAUUCACACUUAACACAUUCAUUUUAUAUGAGGCUAAACCUGUACAGCGCGAGUAUCGAUAG